Messenger RNA from Myotis brandtii (Brandt's bat), 627 nucleotides. RefSeq names its product zinc finger protein 296-like. The record is from RefSeq and is a predicted model, not a curated record. Gene Ontology annotation, cellular component: nucleus. Gene Ontology annotation, biological process: negative regulation of dendrite development; regulation of transcription by RNA polymerase II. The coding region runs from base 1 to 627 and encodes 208 amino acids. The transcript has a single exon. NCBI's taxonomy places the organism in Eukaryota, Metazoa, Chordata, Mammalia, Chiroptera, Vespertilionidae. Gene Ontology annotation, molecular function: RNA polymerase II cis-regulatory region sequence-specific DNA binding; DNA-binding transcription factor activity.
AUGUUUAAGCCUGAUCAGUCUUAUAACAAGUGGUUGCAAAAUCUUCCUCACUUUCCUCACCACCGGCAGCUGCAACCUCAGAGCCCCUACACGGCCAAGGCCAGUCAGGAACAGGCCUCAGCUGCGCCUCCAGAGCCAGCCGCCCAUGAUGCUGCCCCAGCCAGGACUCUCCUGUGCAGCCCUGAAGGGGCUGGAGCUGCCCACACAGCAGGUGUGCAGGAACCUGGGGCUCCAGGUGCUGGAGCUCAGGCUGGUCCUGGUGGGGACAGUUGGGGCAACACCAUCAAGGAAGAGGGAAUCAACUCUGCCCAGAUCCCAGAGAAGUUGCCUAAGAAGACUCCAAAGACACUGAGCUGUGAGUUCUGUGGGAAACGUUUCACCGACAGCAGCAACCUGACUGUGCACCGGCGCUCACACACCGGGGAGCGGCCCUAUUCCUGCGACCUCUGCUCCUUUGCCUGUGCCCAGAGGAGCAAGCUUAGCCGCCACCGCAGCAUACACGGUCCUGGGCCCGGCGGUGCCUGCUUUGAGUGCCCCCACUGCCGUGUGCCCUUCCGCCUGCGGGCCACCCUGGAAAGACACCUGUGGCAGAAGCACAGAAUGCCCUUCCCCCCCUGCUGUCCCUGA